This is a messenger RNA of Leptosia nina, 2520 nucleotides long. The record is from the annotation of a GenBank genome assembly. Lineage: Eukaryota; Metazoa; Arthropoda; Insecta; Lepidoptera; Pieridae.
AUGAAACGAAUAAAAAAGCACAGAAUUAAGCAGGAAAUGCCUGAAUCGUCCCAAAUGAGGAAGGAGGAGCACGACUUGGCUUAUUUCAUUCACGACAGAGUGGAGUUAAUGCAUCAGGUUUUCUCCGUUUUGAAACAGAAAGAAAUAAAGGCUAUGGCCCCGCAGUGCGUACAACAUAUAUCCCUUGAUGAUUUGCAAGAGUUAUGCACUGAAGAGCUCCUUGGCAUAAGUUCAAAGCGCCUUUGUGCAAUUCUGGAUGGAGCUGACCCGCCUUCAAACACAGAUUCCUCUAGCUCUUCUCCAGAACGAUUGGAGGUCAUUUCGCUUGACAGCAUAUCGUCUGAUGAUGAGAUUUUGAGUCAGGACAGUUCAAAGAAGAGUAAAAAGCACAGGCAUCGCCACUCAAAGAAGAAACAAAAGAAGAAGGAAUCUCCGAGGUGUGAAGAAGAGAAUAAUAAGGCUUCAAGGGCUGGUCUGACUGUGCUUGAAUUGCUGGAAUUGCAGGCGAGGGCUCGGGCCAUAAGGGCUCAGUUACAACAGCAUCAAAUGACUGUUCCAGCUGAACAGUCAGAGGGCCAGGACACGCAACUAUCUGGGGAUGAUGAUGAAGUGGUGAUCAAGGAGGAGGCGCCGGAAGUAGUGGAGAUUAGCAGUGAAGAUGAAAAGCCUAGUGCGAAUGAGUUGGAGAAACAAUUACAAAUUCUUCAAAAAACCAGGGAAACCGCGAUGGAAGAAACUGCGAAAAAAAUUACAAAACGUGUCAACGAUCUCAUAAUAACAGUCCCACAGACUAAAACGACACGAAAGAUAAAGCUUAACCGCUCCAAAUCGACCAAAAAUGAUGAAUCAGUUAGUCAAAUGCCUGAAGUAGUACCCCCUACUGAUACCAUAGAAACAGUUAAAAUUAAAGAUCCAAAGGACAAGAAGAACAAGCGACAGCAGAAGAAGAAAUUCAAAAGGAAACAAAACGACGGCAGUGAUCACGAUGAGAUUACACUGCAAUUAUCGGAUUCAGAGAAAAUGGACCUUUUAGAAGAUUACGAUAGAAGAGCAUCCACAGAAGAUUCAGAAAGCAGUUUGUCCGAGUCUAGUACAAGUAGUGUCAGUGGGGUUAAAUCUUCUGCAAUUAUUAAAAGUGCUGAAAGUAGCAUUGUUGCUAGCAAAGUUGAUCAAAAUGUUUUGUCUGUGGCAGAAAGUAAUGAUACAAAUGAAGAGGUUUCACCUACUAUGGACAGUUUUGCAGAAUUUACUAAAAGUAUUGAAGCUACUAACAGUAGUGGUUGUAAAGAAACUGCUGAGACUGAAGGUAGUAAUAACAUAGUAGAGUCGCAUAGUGAAACUAUAGAACCUGAUAAAGCAUCUAAUAUAGGUAUAAAAGAAACAACAGGUAUAGACAAAAUAGAAUGUAGGGAUAGUGAAGACAAUACCAAUACAACACAGGAAUUGAGCAUAAACGCAGAAGAUGGUGAAAUUAUUAAUAAAGAAUUAUCUGAUGGGGAAUUAUCUGAAGAGAGUCCAGAAGUUAAAGAAAGUACAACGGCAGUAGUGUGCAUAUCGGACGAUGAGAAGAAAUCUAAAAAGAAGAAGAAAAAAGAAAAGAAAUCGAAGAAGAACAAGAAAUCGGAUUUUCGCGAAAAUGCAGAUCUGAACUUUUAUUCUCAAUCAAUACCUAGAACUAAUUCCAAUAAAAAUGAAGAUAGAUCCUCAGAUAACAUCCAUAAAGAAUCAAUAGAUUCGACAGAUGCAACAUUUGUUAAAUCAAACCUACAAAAAGAAAAUUCCAUAGAUGAUGUGUUUGAGUAUUUGGAACUGUCCGACGAUUCGUCGUGCUAUGAGGUCGAGGGUCUCUCAGUCUCCAAAGAACCAACAGCAGAAGAAAUAGUCGCCUUAUCAGCGAAAAUCGAUGAAAUAGAAACGGUCGAUGCCGUUGCAGAAGAAGAGAUACAAGAACACGAACAUAGGAAUGAAAUAGAAAAUAUCUCUUGGAAGGAUAGAUACUUAAAAAGCAAAAAAGUGACAAAUGUGUUAAAUACGGCAAAUAUUCUCAAUGCACUGCGCAAGAAAAACAAAGAAUUAAAAAAGAAGAUUGAAGAAAACAAAACCGAGGGACAAGCUGUGAUACCCGAAAAAGUCCUACCUGAAAUUAAUGAAAUAGAAGAAGGAUCUAUAGAUCAUUACAACACGUUGCAAGGUUCUACGAAAUUCGUAGAUCCUGUGAAACACGCUGAACCCGUCACCAAGGAAAUGGAGAAGGACGCAAAACAGCUUUUGAAAAUGUACAAAAAGCUUUUAAAAUACAACGAUAUGAACAAAACGAAAGAUCCUGGCAAGAAAAAGAAGAAAAAACAGAAGAAGAGCAAAGAAAAAGAUAACGACCUUGUUAUUAAGGCAAACGUCCACACCGACAUAUCUGGUUCGCCCGACAUAUCCCUCAGUCGCAGCGUUGCCGCCGGGUUGAGCUCUGCUUAUCUGGAUAUUCCGUUUCGCUCGAAGAGUUCUUCGGGCAAACCACACGAGUAA